AUGGGGUCCAUCCAGAAUGACGACAACAAGAAAGAACUCACCAUCCUGGUGACCGGCUUUGGUCCUUUUCAGGAGAAAUACCCGGUGAAUCCUUCGUACGAGAUCACAAGACUGCUGCCAGACUACUUACCGGCAACAUCGCCACACGAGUCGGCUGUCCGGAUCAUCUCGUACGGCACGCCCAUCCGAGUGGUCUAUGACGGCGUCCGUGAACUUGUACCGAAGCUUCACGAUGCGUAUGCCGGAAUGGUAGACCUGGUCCUGCACAUCGGCAUGGCAUCAGGACGGAAGUUCUACUGUGCCGAACGGUAUGGACAUCGAGAUGGAUACAUCAAGAAUAAGGACCUCGAUGGAAACAUGCCGUCUCCGGAAGAAGGGAAAAUCACGUUUGGGGAUUGUCCGGAAACGAUGACGACGUCUCUCGACUUUGAAUCCGUGCUCCUGAACUGGCAAACGAAUAUCCUCGCGAUUCCGGAGGGCCAGCCGGGUGCGCACGCGGAUAUCCGACCGAGUGAGGACGCGGGGAGGUAUUUGUGCGAUUAUAUCUAUUUCAAUUCGCUGGCGUAUUUUGGAAGGAAGAGUGGUGAGAUGGAGGGUGGGAGGGAUUCGUCGAGGCCGGUGCUGUUCUUUCAUGUUCCGGCUGAGAGCGAUGAGGGGUCUUUGCAGAGGGGGCGGGCGGUUUGCGAGGCGUUGAUUAGGGCGAUGGCGGAUUGUUAUUCGAGGAGGAUGGAGGAGAGGGUUGGGGUUGUUUGA
Messenger RNA from Zasmidium cellare ATCC 36951, 753 nucleotides. RefSeq lists its product as uncharacterized. NCBI's taxonomy places the organism in Eukaryota, Fungi, Ascomycota, Dothideomycetes, Mycosphaerellales, Mycosphaerellaceae. Gene Ontology annotation, biological process: proteolysis. The coding region runs from base 1 to 753 and encodes 250 amino acids. The transcript has a single exon. The record is from RefSeq and is a predicted model, not a curated record.